Messenger RNA from Iphiclides podalirius (scarce swallowtail), 4521 nucleotides. The record is from the annotation of a GenBank genome assembly. Lineage: Eukaryota; Metazoa; Arthropoda; Insecta; Lepidoptera; Papilionidae.
AUGGGCAGGUCCAUCUGGCGAAUUUUUUUUAAUGAGAAAAAAGCACGAGGCUCACCUGAUGGUGAGUGGUCACCGCCGCCCAUGGCGACACCUGCAACACCAGAGGGCUCACAAAUGCGUUUAGGAAAUGUCCGCGACAAACGACGGCGAUGUCCGCGACCUGUGACUGGUUUGAAGUGGCGGCACUCGAGCAAGCCACUUCGAUACGGGCGAACGUCGUAUAGCGCGCUCACUACACCGAGGUGCCAUGCCCAUGGCACCGCGCACCCACCCCCUCGCAGGGCUAUGGAGACCCUCCUCGACAGGUUCAAGAGGGAGCAGGGAGGCCUGCGACGCACCAGAUCCGUCCGCGCGUCCCUGCGACUGAUCGGCAACCGCUGGCGCUCCGGCAAGGAGGAAGCGGAAGCAAUAGAGAUCAAACGCGACGUCCUGCUCACGCACCUUUGGAGCGAGAGGGACUGCAGCGUCGCAUACACCGGCCUAGAGGGCACGUACAAGCCGAAGACACCGCUAAUGGCGAAACGGAAACCGGAGCCCGCGAAGCAGAGGCGGAAGAGCGGCAACGUCGACCUGAACCUCAAACCGCAGAAAAAAGCCGAGAAGGCGAAGUUCAGCGAUCUCUUCCUGAACAAGAAACAGAAGAGCGUGUCAGCUAAGGAGCUGCUGGUGCCGGAGAGGGUGCCGCCGAAAGCGGCUGCGAUACUGCAUAUCAACUCGCCGAGUAAAGAUAGAGGCAGGAGGAAGUUGAAGGGCGUCGGCAAGUCGGAGUCGGCCGCGUCGAUUACGGAUCUGACUGCGCCGAGACGCACGAGACGGGGCUCUGAGAGCGAGGUCGGCGCCACACAAGCUGCGGGCUGCGUGAACCACGCGUUUGUGUACAGCACGCCGCCUAAGGAGAGGAGACAACCUCUGACGCCGUCCCAUCUCAAGCUCCAGUACGGCGGGCUCCUCGACGGCUGCGGCGGGGAGCUGCCGUCGCUGAGCGCGUGCGCCCCUCACCCGCAGCACGCGGACAAGGCGCGCCGGCAGCAGAGGGACGCCCGCGCCCACGAGGAGGGGGGGGGCCAAGUUAAUAUCCACCUGCAGGCACUAUUCGCGGCAGUCGAACAUGGCUAUCUGGACAAGGCGCGCAACAUCCUCGAAUCUACUGAUGUCGACGUCAACAGCGUCAACCCGGACGGCCUGUCGCCGCUGGACGUGGCGGUGCUGGCGAACAACAGACCACUCGCCAGGAUGCUCAUGGAGUUCGGCGCGAAGGAGGGCGCCCAAUUCAAAUCGCCAGAAUCCCUCGGUGCCCAUUUGAGGAGGCUGCUACGAGAAGCAGAGUCGCGCCUACAUGAAGUCGCUGGAUGCCCCCCGGAGAGGGUGUGCCGUGAAGAUAACUGCACCAGAUCUCUGGCGGGCGGUCAAGGGGGCACCACCGGCUGCGCGGGGGGAACGGGCUCGGAGAAGGACAAACAGGCGCAGCAUUGGGAGAGGCGGUUGCGGACUCUCAAGCGGCUGGUGAGCGGGUGGCAGCAGGCGAGGUUGCCCGCGCCCCCCGCACCCCCCGACCUCGAGGUCUGCGGCGCCCACGCGGUGGCAGUCGCCCUGCGGGAACCGCGCCCCCCUCACCCCUCCACCCAACCCAUACACCCCUCUCACCCGGCGCAGCGAGACUCACCCAUCGUCACAAAAUACAAAGUGGAAUGGUCCUCGCGGGCGGACUUCUCGAACGUGUGCGGGUCCCGCGAGGUGGCGGGAGGGGGGGGAGGGGUCAAAGUGCUCGCCGCCGGCCUCACACGGGGACGGCGCUACUUCUUCCGCGCGGCCGCCGGCAACCUCAAGGGAUGGGGCCCCUUCACGGUCUCCGUACCGAGGAGCGUCGUGCCCAGCAGUUGGCGCGACGUGUCCGGGAGGGGGGCCAGGGUGGCCAGGGGGCCGGGGGGAGGGGCGGCCGAGGCGCUGGAGGCUCUGGGCAGGGCGGCGGCGGGGGCGCGACUCCGCCCCCCCGCCCCGCCCCGCGCCCCCCGCAAGAAGACCGCCACCAUACGCCAGCUGUUCACAGCCGCCAGCAAGUUCCAGAAGAACCUGCGCAGGGGAGUGUACCUGGCGUGCGUGGUGUACCACGAGGACAAGGUGCUGGUCACCAGCGAGGACUUCCUGCCCGUUAUCGAAGUGGACGAAACCUAUCCAGCCUGCAUCUACACAGACUUCCACUGGCUGAUGAAGGUAUCUUGUGCAUGGGACGACGUCAAGUCUCUCCGCUCCGACAUGGAGAAGCACACAUCUUCCUCCAUACACUUCAGGCUGAAACUGCUCACGGCCGCCGCUCAGAUGCAGUCCGCCCUCGGAAUACAGGACCUGGGGCAGCUGUACCACAAGCCGCUGCGCGACGCGCACGGCACGGUGGUGAUGUCGUGCGUGCGCGGCGUCCGCUCCGCUAAGGCGCUGUCCGCGCUCAACUCGCGCUGGGCGCCCGCCGCCCGCCUCCGCCGGCGCGUGCUCAGCGACGACAACACGAUGGCCGAGCUGCUGAUGGCCUCCGUUCACGACCAGGUCGCCUACCACCAGGUGUCGCGCGUGCAGCUGCCCCGCGGUCUCUACCUCGGCUACCUGAAGCUGCAGUCGUCCGUCGAAGUAGUGCGCAUCGUCGCUCCCGCUCGCACCCCCAACGUGCCCCCGCACACCAGAGUGAGAGAGAACCCACACGUCUCCGCGGAGGAAUGGGACUACCUGCUCAGUCAAUCGGGCAGAGCAUCGACGGAGGAACAGCAAACGAUAAACAAUAUAAGCGCGUUGAACUCCGACGAGAAGCCGUCAGAAUCUCAGGGAAUGUUCCUCGACCAGAUAUCGAACGCCGCUCGGAGGCUCUUCAAGGAGAUGGAAAUACCCGUUGAGACGGUCGACGCCCACCGGAUAUACGACCUCGAGGUCAUAGAGCUAAACAACGACGUCAGUUUCAUAAUGGUCUGCCCCCCUGCCGAACAGGCGUGCUCCGUACCCGGCCAGAAGGAGAUACUGCUGCAGAAAGGCGACCUACUCAGCCUCCCGAUCCAGGCGUUCGAGAUGAUCCACCUGCAAACGUACCACACGAGCAUCCUGAACAAAUACUCGAAGCUCAGCUGCGUGCUGGAGCUGGACGUGGCGCUGGCCGCCCACUCGCACCGGGAGGCGUUCUCUUGCACCGAACUUCAGACCGCGAAGGAGAGGCUCGCGAAGCUAGAGGACCUGCAGAACAACCUGAACAUCGUGUGGAAAGGGGAGCGCUGGCUAAUGGACCUCAUUGGCUUCGCGAGGGACAAGGACAAAGCGGGCACCAGCUCGGGGGUGCUCCUGAAGCGCGUGCUCGAGAGCAACCCGUCGCCUCCGCGCGCCAGCCCGGAAGCGGAAGCGCCUGACUCGAACCUGAAAGUGGACCUGCUGCAGAUACCGUCGAGGGACGGGAAGAUCACCAAGGCGUCCCCCGGGAGGGGCUCGUGGCCGGGCCCCGCCGGGAACGGAGGCCACGCCCACCUGCACCCGGAGCUCAGCAAGUCUGAGCAGCAGCUGAGCCACGGGCCGCGCCACGCCGCCUCCACGCUCGACCUCAGCUCGCAGUACCUGAGCGCCGAGGCCAACCGCGCCAGGAAGGGCAGCGGCGACUCCCAGUUCACCCAGUCGAGCGCCGCCAGCAGCAACUGCUUGAGCGGCAACCCCCAGUUCGAUCCCUCGGGCCACCGCCUCCCGCCGUCCAGGAGCGAGGACACGCUGGUGCUGAGCGACGCCGCCGAGCCGAAGCCGCGGCCGCACAGCGUGAACAACUCCUCGACGACGUCCAGCCCGCUGCUGGCGGGCAAAGGGUUCUACCCGGGAAGCAUGGUCAGCGUGAGGGCCGCGAAGAACCCCUCCGAGUCCGCCCAAAGCCUGUCCAGCGACAGCGAGAGCCAGAGCUGCCUCUCCGCCCCGUUGAAGCCCCGCCCCUCGCCCAACCGCUCGCCCUGCAGCGUGACCGCCUCGAAGAGCAUGACCAACGUCAAAUCCGACGUCGACUACACCGACACCGGCCAGGAGCUGACGCAGAAGACGAGCCUGUGCAUCAAACGGCAGCCGCUGCUGGAGAGACUCGAGGACUUCGAGUGCAGCAAAGUAGCCAAGACAGAAGAGUGCAGCGCGGGAGACGUGAAGCCCACGGAGCAGCGAACGCCCGACCACGCGGGAAUACUCCAGGUGUUCGCCGCCUACGAGACCGGCUUAGCGGCGGGGACGUCCCUCAAGCUGCACGUCACGCCGCGCACCACCGCGCGCGAGGUCAUCGACCUCGUGGUGAAGCAGCUCAACAUGGCGGCCGUGCUGAAAGGCAGGCCGGGGCCGGUGUACGGGCCGGAGCGGCUGCGCGACUUCUGCCUGGUGGCGGUGAUAGGCGCGCGCGAGCGGUGCCUCCGCGACGACUUCCGCCCGCUGCAGCUGCAGAACCCCUGGCGCAGGGGCAGGCUGUACGUGCGGCUGAAGCACGACGUGCUGGCCGCGAUACAGCACUCGGCCAAACAGCCCGCCUUCAUA